Molecule: messenger RNA, 1244 nt
Organism: Poecilia latipinna (sailfin molly)
Lineage: Eukaryota; Metazoa; Chordata; Actinopteri; Cyprinodontiformes; Poeciliidae
Gene: saxo4
Product: stabilizer of axonemal microtubules 4
Exons: 13
Coding region: 194-1186 (330 amino acids)
Molecular function (GO): phosphatase binding
Source: RefSeq, a predicted model, not a curated record
GUUUACCUACAAACCGGCUCAGGACAGAGAGAGACGAACAAACAACGUAGUGUUUAGACACAGGUGUGUCCUAGAUCAAGCUUUCUUCACACUCAUCUCUAUUUUACUUUUAACUCAUUCAGAGGAAAUAAGGUGAGAUUGCUAUUGCUGCCCUUAUGCUGACUUAAACUGUCUUUGUCGCUGCAGUGUCAACAUGCCUGAAGGAUUUUUUCCCACCAUCACUGUUAAUGGCGAAGUGCAUAAACAGAUGUUUGGACAGCCGAGGAUUGUCAUACCGCCUAUUGAAGAAACUGAAAGGCGGGGAUCACUGAACAAAGCCAGUCACGCACCCCCUAAAGCCAGGAUGUGUUUCAAUUCCUGCCUUGGAGCCCCCGUUGCGUCCGGCUUUCUAUCGAACCAAAGACCCGUUCUAUCCUACCAGCCCAGUUUGGACCUUGUUGACAACCCUCACUUUGGAGUGUGGCUAGCCGACAAUUUCGUAACUCAAAAUAUGCGGUACUACCAGCGUCCCACCUACUCUGAUGGCUCCACAGCUUUGCCAAGCCUCCUUAACAAACCCAUGACCAGCGGCUUCCAUCAAGUGAGCGCUGUUUGCCACACAGAGCCUAUUGUGGAUCAGACAGAGUACCAAAGAGUGUUUGUGCCCCGUCGCUUACCACCAGUUUCUCGCCACAUGAAUAUGGGUCCAAAACUGGAGACUGGGUGCACCGAAGGAGAAGACCUACAGUACAUCACCUUUCGGGACAAAAAUCAUGCCACUGUGGUUCCGCAUCUGAUCAGAAAAACAGUGAUGACGAACGACUACCUGUCUCCGACGUUUAAGCAGGGAAAAGAACGCUUGCCAGGAAUAUGCAGCUGUUCCUCCAGAGAAACAGGGUAUACAGGUGGUGCCAACACCCUCUUAGUCGACCCACGCCUUCAUCUGCCACCACUGGAAGUGAAAAGUCGUGUACCACUUGUGAAGGCUACUGGAAACAGGGAACCCUCAGGAUUUUGCUUAAAUAUGCCAAAUGAAAUUUUCUCUAAGGGACCUUUGGAUCCGAUACACUUCACUACACAUUAUAAUAACAACUUCCGUCAGAAGGACAGGCACACUUUUUAUACUUCAUCAAUUGUCAACGCAAGCCAAACAAAGGACAAUGGCUACAACAAACGAAAUACAGACAGGUUCAUAUUGAAGCAUUAGAUGUUUUCACUGUGUUUAAAGUCUUCUCAUCUCAAAAAUAAAAUUCAUUAUUUAAGCA